Molecule: messenger RNA, 3303 nt
Organism: Cotesia congregata
Lineage: Eukaryota; Metazoa; Arthropoda; Insecta; Hymenoptera; Braconidae
Source: the annotation of a GenBank genome assembly
AUGGGGACAUAUAUUACAAAUGAUAUUUAUAAAGAUCUGAAAUUACUUAUUAAUUCCUUGACUGGUUUUGAGGAAAAAGGGCAAACAGCACGUCACUUUAAAUUAUGUGAAAAAUUCGUGCUGUCAAAUAUUAAAAACCACAAUUACUUACCAAUAAACAGUCAUAUUGUCAGAAGAUCAGUGAAUGAUCUAAAAGAAAAAUUUAUCGUUCACGGUAAUUACAAAGUUGCUGAAAGAUUUACGAGUUUAGUAGACUCUCUGCUGACUUCAUCAGCAUUCAACUUCGAUCAGCAUCCGCAGCAUGAUCUACAGUGGACAUUGUUGUCUUUACUGAUUGAGCUGUCCAAUGAGACAAGCAAGUCGAUUAUUUCCACUGGCGAUGACAGUAUCGAUGCACUGGAUCUCGGCAGCGAUGAUGAGAGCGAUGAAAACUUUGACAGUAGAACAGUCGACCUGAAUGACAGCAGAACAGAUGAAAUAAACUGGGAGGAGUAUCUCAAGGAAGGCCAACAAGAAUUCUUUACGGGUUCAUCUCAAAGUACUUUAAAAAAAAAGUCCAGCUCUAAUUGUCCAGCUGAAUUGUCUCUUAAGUCCCAAGCGAAGUCAAGGUCUCUAGAAAAAUUUACAAGGAUCGUCGAAUCUCAGAAGUGGCUGGAGCUCAAUGUCGAAAACACCUGGUGGAGUGAAAAAAAUUACCAGAAUGUCCAAGUACUCAGUGUGUUUCCCCAGGCGCAUUUCUGUGAAAUUUACGAAAGCUUUCGGCAGUCAACAAGUGAAGCUGGCAAAUCAGGAACUUCCUUAAUUUCAGAGUACCAAGCUUGCCGAGAAGUACUCUGGAUGCUUACCCACCAAGCAGUCACUUCUUCGGGUGACUAUGACAACAUUGGAGUAGUCUACGAAAAAACACUGGACGAAUUUAGCGUGAAUAAAAAUAUUUCCAUACCGAGUUUAACUCCUAAAGCCUUUCAAAGCGCGUUUGGUAGCUUUGUUGAAUAUUUUUCUAUGGUAAAGAAGCUUAAUUGUUUGCUCGAGAAUACUGAUAUCAAUACAAGCAAUAUUAAAUCUUUAUUUCCGAUUACUUAUGAAAAUUACAGCACAUCUGUAAUGCAAUAUUUUAAUAGAUUAAAGGAAGAUAUUAUUGAUGUGGAAAAAAAAUCAAUGCAGCGUAAAUUUAAUCCUACGACAUUCCUGACUUUGUCUAAAGAUUUGGAACCUAUUGUUGGACAAUUAAGUAUGCUCAGUGAUAUUCAUCGGUCGGUAUUGACUGAUGAGCUGCUAAAGAGUCAAACAAAUUGGGAGAAAAGCUACCGGUUACUUUUGAAUUUAUAUCGUCAAGUUGAAAAUUCAUCUAGUCGUAGUCGUACUAAUCUUUGUGCUAGUCUUUAUUUGUCGAGUUUGAAAAUUUAUUUAAAUAUUAUAGACACAUGGUUGACUGAAGGAAGACUGGAGGAUUUUCGUGAUGAAUUUUUGGUGUUUAAAAAAAAUUUUAGUAACAAUUUUGAGAGCACCAGUUCUGAAGACGGAGAUAGAAUUAAAAUGGCAUCGUUCGCUAUAAGGCCGAUAGAAAAAGACGGGUUGGUAAUUGAUCCGAUUACUAAAAAAUUGUUGAGAAAAAUAGAAGAAAUGGGAAGAAAUAUUGAUCUGCUUGUUACGUUAAAUAGAAUUUCAGACAUGUGGAAAAUGAAUGCUGAGAUUUAUGACUCAACAAGAAUCCCGUUGAGUGAAGAAUUUAUUUCUUAUGUUAUUAUGGAGUUGAGUAAGUACGGAAAUGAUUCCAGUGAGAUUGAUCACAGUGAUCAACUGGAUGCUGCUAAUGUAGAUUAUGAAAUUGAUAGGAGUACAAAUGCCAGUGAUUUGUCAAAAGUAUUGGUAAAAGAAACAGAUACGGAUAAUUUGGACAAUGGAUUGGACGCGGCGUGCUUAAUAAACCUUGAAGAAAAUAUUCGACAGCAAAUUCGGCAAAUAAAUAAUCCAUUUCUCAUGAAAGUCUUCCAAAAUUAUCUGCCCUCUCUGACGACACCCACACUGAGUUUUGUAAAUUUUCCAGCGACUAGUAGUGUGGAUACUGUUGAUUUUAGAGAAAAAAAUUUGGAAGAUAGGAGGGAAGUACGAACACAGUGGGGAGUGAUAAAUAUAUUUGAUAAAUUAGAAGGCAUGUCGGAAUUUAUCCUCCCAUUUCGCAAAGCUUUAGAAACAACCUUGGACACUAUACUGGAUCGUCGUUACUCGUGUGCUUCUAAAUUGGUGAAAAAUAUUCUUAUCGAUGAGUAUAAGCUUGAGAGGCAUUUAAAAUUAAUGCGGUCUAUUUAUAUGAUGGAGCGAGGCCAUGUUAUGAGGAAGUUUUAUCAACUUAUGUUCCAAGAAAUUGAGACCGGUAACUUGGCGACGUAUCGCAUAAAUCCUUACGGGGACUUAACAAAUAUUUUGGAACAAGUUCUGUCGGAUGAAUGGAGAGACUCAAGUUCGCAAAAUCGUUGGUCAAUUACAAUAGUACCCUCAGAUGGAGGUAACACCACGCGACAAGUUAUUCAAGCCAUCGAAAAUACAACACUUGAUUAUUCUGUUGAUUGGCCGAUAAAUAUGGUUCUAGCUGAGCCGGUAUUAGUCAAGUACAAUGAAAUUUUUAGGUUUCAAUUGAAAUUAAAAUGGGCUUUAUGGACUCUGAAUAAUUUGUUAUUUACAGAUCUUGAGGGAAGUUCUGAAGACAUGAAAGAUUUCUUCUUCCAUUUCAAUGCCAGAAGAUUAGAAUGCUUACGGUUUUGGCUGCUCCACGCGAUUGGAUCUAUUCACACUUAUCUAUCAGGUCAAGUUCUUCAAAGUUUAGGCCUCAUUUUGGAGAACUCGUUGGCACAAGCCAAAGAUCUUGAUACUAUCAUUCAGAUCCACAAUGAUUAUCUUGAUAAAGCUCAUGAGCAUUGUUUACAAACUCCACAAUUUGCUGAUAUCAUGACGACAAUAAAUAAUUUGCUGGAAAUGUGUGCUCACAUACGUGACCGUUGGAAGCGAGGUGUUAAGCAUUUGAUGCCUCAAGAGUUGGAUGUGAUGGAGAAAAAAUACAUAAAGUUCCAUACUUAUUUAGCAUUGGCGCUCCACAACGCGGUACAGCACAAAGAAGCCGAUUACUUGGCCAGCUUAACAACUGCUUUUAAUUGCAACAAGAGCGGUAUUAUCACUAGUAUUAGCAGCAACACUGUGAACCAAACUUCGUGCGUUGAUAUUCAGCCGUUAAUUAAAAGCUUACUGGCGGAAGUUGCUCAUCAAAGUUAUCCACCCUCUGGUUUUCCAUCCACUAAAAUUUUUUGA